AUGUCGUGCUGCUUGUCUUGCUGCGCUGCUUCCACCUGCGGCCUGUGUGGCUCUGUGGCCUCUGGGAUUUCCAGCAAAUCGGCUAGGCUUGCUUACUGCGGUCUCUUCGGGCUUUCCCUGAUCGUGUCUUGGAUUCUCAGAGAAGUUGGUGCUCCUCUCUUGGAGAAGAUCCCAUGGAUAAGCUCUUCUGAGACUCACACCAAGGAGUGGUAUCAAACAGAAGCGGUUCUUCGUGUGAGCAUGGGGAAUUUCUUGUUUUUCGCAGCAUUUGCGCUUAUAAUGAUUGGAGUAAAGGACCAAAAUGACAGACGAGAUUCCUGGCAUCAUGGUGGAUGGAUUGCCAAGAUGGUGGUAUGGCUUUUGCUUGUCGUUCUCAUGUUUUUCAUGCCAGACAUUGUCAUUACAAUCUAUGGUGUCGUAUCAAAAUUUGGGGCAGGCUUAUUUUUACUGGUUCAAGUCAUUAUAUUGUUAGACUGUACUCACUCAUGGAAUGAUGCAUGGGUGGAAAAAGAUGAGCAAAAAUGGUAUAUUGCACUGCUUAUCGUAUCAAUUGUAUGCUACCUUGCAGCAUUUGCGUUCUCAGGCGUUCUGUUCAUUUGGUUCAACCCUUCUGGUGAAGAUUGUGGCCUCAAUAUCUUCUUCAUUGUCAUGACAAUGAUUCUCGCAUUUGGAUUUGCAGUUAUUGCGUUACACCCGAAGGUGAAUGGCAGCCUCCUCCCUGCUUCGGUGAUAUCUGUUUAUAGUGCUUAUGUGUGCUACACGGCUCUUUCCAGUGAACCUCAUGGCUAUGCUUGCAAUGGUCUUCACCAUUCGAAAGCAGUCUCCCUGAGUACCCUUCUUCUUGGGAUGGCAAUGACUGUUCUUUCAGUUUUGUACUCUGCCCUUCGUGCUGGAUCAUCAACAAAUUUUCUAUCACCACCAUCUUCACCCAGGGGAGGUGCAGCUGAAAAGACACCUCUUUUUGACGGCAAAGAGUUGGAGGAAGGGAAAGAGAAAAAUGACAAAGAAGUGAAACCUGUUAGUUAUUCCUAUACGUUUUUCCACCUGAUAUUUGCCUUGGCUAGCAUGUAUUCAGCCAUGCUGCUUUCGGGUUGGACCAGCUCAUCGGAGAGCUCAGAUCUCAUUGACGUUGGGUGGACAUCGGUUUGGGUCAGAAUCUGCACAGAAUGGGUUACUGCUGCACUAUAUGUUUGGUCCCUCAUUGCUCCUAUACUGAUCCCUGAUCGUGAGUUCUAGGUGCCUCCUUCACUUUGUUUCUGAGGUUUCAAGAACUGUCAGUAUUUUUGGUGUUUGCCUGUGGAGUAUAAAUUUAAUCAUGUAAUUACCUUAUUAUCUUUUAGAAAUAGUCAUGGUCGGGAGUCUGCAGUAAACUUGAGCUCGGCUCAAUAUCGAUCGAUGUGUGAUAGAAAUUUCAGGAUUUAAGGCAUGUUUUUUGCACAUUUGAACAAAAAUUUCAAUAAAUUUAAAAGUAGUUUAGGUAAAUCACUAUAUAUUUAAAAUGA
This is a messenger RNA of Malus domestica (apple), 1502 nucleotides long. RefSeq lists its product as uncharacterized. NCBI's taxonomy places the organism in Eukaryota, Viridiplantae, Streptophyta, Magnoliopsida, Rosales, Rosaceae. The record is from RefSeq and is a predicted model, not a curated record. Gene Ontology annotation, cellular component: membrane.